Messenger RNA from Chanos chanos (milkfish), 1546 nucleotides. It is a transcript of the gene becn1, whose product is annotated as beclin 1, autophagy related. Gene Ontology annotation, molecular function: phosphatidylinositol 3-kinase binding; protein-macromolecule adaptor activity. Bases 55 to 1398 code for a protein of 447 amino acids. Gene Ontology annotation, cellular component: phosphatidylinositol 3-kinase complex, class III, type I; phagophore assembly site; phosphatidylinositol 3-kinase complex, class III, type II. The transcript has 12 exons. Gene Ontology annotation, biological process: mitophagy; cellular response to nitrogen starvation; autophagosome assembly. The record is from RefSeq and is a predicted model, not a curated record. NCBI's taxonomy places the organism in Eukaryota, Metazoa, Chordata, Actinopteri, Gonorynchiformes, Chanidae.
AGGGCAGGUAAUUGCAAAGCACUUUGGUACGGCCGUUAAUAUUACAAUUUGGCCAUGGAGGGUUCGAAGUCGUCUAGUACUACAAUGCAAGUGAGCUUCGUUUGUCAACGCUGCAGCCAACCACUGAAGCUUGAUACGUCCUUUAACGUCUUGGAUCGAGUCACAAUCCAAGAACUUAUUGCCCCAUUGGUCACUGUAACAUCCAGCAAACAGACAGAAAGCAGUGAGGGGGAAGCAGCUCCUGAGGAGACCUUUGUGGAGAACAAGCAAGAUGGAGUGGCAAGGAAGUACAUCCCACCCACACGGAUGAUGUCCACUGAGAGUGCAAACAGUUUCACUCUAAUUGGAGAGGCCUCAGAUGGAGGCACAAUGGAGAACCUAAGUCGCAGACUGAAGGUGACAAGUGAUCUGUUUGACAUCAUGUCUGGGCAGACAGAUGUAGAUCACCCUCUCUGUGAAGAGUGCACAGACACACUUCUGGAUCACCUGGACACACAGCUUAACAUAACAGAGAAUGAAUGCCAGAAUUACAAGAGUUGUUUGGAGCUGUUGUCUCAGCUGCAGGAGGAGGAUGAGGACACUCUGCUGACAGAGUUACAGCAGUUGAGACAGGAGGAGGAGUCUCUCAUCCAAGAACUUGAAGCGAUUGAAAAGCAGCGCGAGGCUGUAGCCCAGGACCUCGCAGAGGGACGAACCCACACCCAGAAACUGGAUACAGAGGAGCUUCAGUAUCAAAAGGAGUACAGUGAAUUCAAGCGCCAACAGUUGGAGCUGGAUGAUGAGCUGAAGAGUGUUGAUAACCAGAUGCGUUACUGCCAGAUCCAGCUGGACAGACUGAAGAAAACUAAUGUUUUCAAUGCCACCUUCCACAUCUGGCAUAGUGGGCAGUUUGGGACAAUCAAUAACUUCCGGCUGGGGCGAUUACCCAGCGUUCCUGUGGAAUGGAAUGAGAUUAAUGCUGCCUGGGGACAGACAGUCCUCCUCUUACACGCUCUUGCUAAUAAAAUGGGACUGAGAUUUCAGAGGUAUCGACUAGUACCAUACGGAAAUCACUCCUAUCUGGAAUCCCUCACAGACAAGUCAAAGGAGCUACCGUUGUAUUGUUCAGGCGGCCUGCGAUUUUUCUGGGAUAAUAAGUUUGACCAUGCCAUGGUGGCAUUUCUGGAUUGUGUUCAGCAGUUUAAAGAGGAGGUUGAAAAAGGUGACACCGGUUUCUGCUUGCCAUACAGAAUGGAUGUGGACAAGGGGAAGAUUGAGGACACAGGUGGCAGUGGAGGCUCUUACUCCAUUAAGACUCAGUUUAACUCAGAGGAGCAGUGGACAAAAGCUCUGAAGUUCAUGCUUACCAACCUCAAAUGGGGCUUGGCCUGGGUCUCUUCCCAGUUCUACAAUCGAUAGGGGGAAGCAUGACUAGACUCAGCCCUGCAGACUCAUGGCCUGUGAGCUUUUUUUUUUUUUUCCUGACUGGACAUGACUGUUAGCCAUGAGCCUCAGGAGCCCAGAAAAUAUUAUCGGUGAAUCUCCCCGUGUAAAAAUAAUAUAUGCC